AUGAAUUGCGAAGUGGAUCGUCCCGUUACGCAAAAUGCAGAGCCAGAUAGGAGCCAACAAAAUGUAGCCAAAAAUUGCAUCACUCAUUUAUAUCAAUUCCAAAACAAUGAAAUGAAAAAAAUCGACGCCUCCUACUUUGAAAAUAAAUAUCUCGGCCUAUUUUUUGGAGCAUCCUGGUGCAGGUAUUGUGUAACUUUUAUACAGAAAAUAAAUUUUUUUAAAAAAAAUUUCCCCUUUAUCGAAAUUAUUUACAUCCCUUUUGACAAGACAUAUAAUGACUAUGUAGCUUUCCUAAAAAGUACCGAUUUUUACAGCCUACCUUUUGAUAAUUAUCUCUACAUUUGCAAAAAAUUCAAUAUUAAAAAUCUGCCGUCUUUUAUGAUCAUAGCCCCGAAUAACAAUGUGCUCGUCAAAGAUGCCGUGCAGCUCAUCAAGACGGACGCCUAUGUGACUAACUUCAAAUCAUUAGUAAAAAAUUAUACCGUUCAUCCGCGUCAAUUCAAAAUUGGGAAUCGUUUCUUCGACUUAUUUUGCUCCUAG
Plasmodium inui San Antonio 1 is the source of this 540-nucleotide messenger RNA. RefSeq lists its product as hypothetical. The transcript has a single exon. The record is from RefSeq and is a predicted model, not a curated record. Bases 1 to 540 code for a protein of 179 amino acids. Lineage: Eukaryota; Apicomplexa; Aconoidasida; Haemosporida; Plasmodiidae.